This is a messenger RNA of Canis lupus familiaris (dog), 3681 nucleotides long. It is a transcript of the gene KAT7, whose product is annotated as lysine acetyltransferase 7. NCBI's taxonomy places the organism in Eukaryota, Metazoa, Chordata, Mammalia, Carnivora, Canidae. Gene Ontology annotation, molecular function: zinc ion binding; histone acetyltransferase activity. The transcript has 15 exons. Bases 16 to 2079 code for a protein of 687 amino acids. Gene Ontology annotation, cellular component: nucleus. Gene Ontology annotation, biological process: regulation of DNA-templated transcription. The record is from RefSeq and is a predicted model, not a curated record.
CUGCCCAACUCCAAAAUGGCGCUCACUAGCCUCAGCAAGAGGAGCGAACCUCCCAGCACCCUCUCCGGCCCGCAGCGUCAGGUGACGCGAGCCCCAGCCGGAAGUGAAGGAAAAAGCGCCUCAGCCCGCGGCGCCUGCGCAGAAGGGUCUAGACGCUGUGAAGCAGGAGGCACUUGGGAUCGUCCGCAGGAUUGGGACUGCUACAGAGGCCGCCACGGAGCCCGCCGGAGCCACCGUUCCUGCUGCUGCUGCCGCCGCUGCCCGAAUCGGAACUGUCGGGCCGCAGCCGCCGGCAAUGCCGCGAAGGAAGAUCUCGAGCACACAGACAGUUCAGAGAGUGAUGGCACAUCCCGGCGAUCUGCCCGAGUUACCCGCUCCUCAGCCCGGCUGAGCCAGAGUUCCCAAGAUUCCAGUCCUGUUCGAAAUUUGCAAUCUUUUGGCACUGAGGAGCCUGCUUAUUCUACCAGAAGAGUGACCCGUAGUCAGCAACAGCCUACCCCAGUGACUCCGAAAAAAUACCCCCUUCGUCAGACUCGUUCGUCUGGCUCAGAAACAGAGCAAGUGGUUGACUUUUCAGAUAGAGAAACUAAAAAUACAGCUGAUCAUGAUGAGUCUCCACCUCGAACUCCAACUGGAAAUGCCCCUUCUUCUGAGUCUGACAUAGACAUCUCCAGCCCCAACGUGUCUCAUGAUGAGAGCAUUGCCAAGGACAUGUCCCUGAAGGACUCAGGCAGCGAUCUCUCUCAUCGUCCCAAGCGCCGUCGCUUCCAUGAAAGCUACAAUUUCAAUAUGAAGUGUCCUACUCCAGGCUGUAACUCCCUAGGACAUCUUACAGGAAAGCAUGAGAGACAUUUCUCCAUCUCAGGAUGUCCACUCUAUCAUAACCUCUCAGCUGAUGAAUGCAAGGUGAGAGCACAGAGCCGGGAUAAGCAGAUAGAAGAAAGGAUGCUGUCCCACAGGCAAGAUGACAACAACAGGCAUGCAACCAGGCACCAGGCACCAACAGAGAGGCAGCUGCGGUAUAAGGAAAAGGUGGCUGAACUCAGGAAGAAAAGGAAUUCUGGGCUGAGCAAAGAGCAGAAAGAGAAAUAUAUGGAACACAGACAGACCUAUGGGAACACUCGGGAACCUCUCUUGGAAAACCUGACUAGCGAGUAUGACUUGGAUCUUUUCCGAAGAGCACAAGCCCGGGCUUCAGAGGAUUUGGAGAAGUUAAGGCUGCAAGGCCAAAUCACUGAGGGGAGCAACAUGAUUAAAACAAUUGCUUUUGGUCGUUAUGAGCUGGACACUUGGUACCAUUCUCCUUAUCCCGAAGAAUAUGCACGACUGGGACGGCUCUACAUGUGCGAAUUCUGUUUAAAAUACAUGAAGAGCCAAACGAUACUUCGCCGACACAUGGCUAAAUGUGUGUGGAAACACCCACCUGGCGAUGAGAUCUAUCGCAAAGGCUCCAUCUCCGUGUUUGAAGUGGAUGGCAAGAAAAACAAGAUCUACUGCCAAAAUCUGUGCCUGUUGGCCAAGCUUUUUCUGGACCACAAGACAUUAUAUUAUGAUGUGGAACCCUUCCUGUUUUAUGUUAUGACUGAAGCGGACAAUACCGGCUGUCACUUGAUUGGAUAUUUUUCCAAGGAAAAGAAUUCAUUCCUCAACUACAAUGUGUCAUGUAUCCUCACCAUGCCUCAGUACAUGAGACAGGGCUAUGGCAAGAUGCUCAUCGAUUUCAGUUACUUGCUUUCCAAAGUGGAAGAAAAAGUUGGCUCCCCGGAGCGUCCCCUCUCUGACCUGGGGCUCAUAAGCUAUCGCAGUUACUGGAAAGAAGUGCUUCUCCGUUACCUGCAUAAUUUCCAAGGCAAAGAGAUUUCUAUCAAAGAAAUUAGCCAGGAGACAGCUGUGAAUCCUGUGGACAUUGUCAGUACUCUGCAAGCCCUUCAGAUGCUCAAGUACUGGAAAGGAAAACAUCUAGUUCUAAAGAGACAGGACCUGAUUGAUGAGUGGAUAGCCAAAGAGGCCAAAAGAUCUAACUCCAAUAAAACCAUGGAUCCAAGCUGUUUAAAAUGGACCCCUCCCAAGGGCACUUAAAGUGACCUGUUACUCUGAGCCAGCGAACCCCAGCAGUAGGAAUCCGUACCCUAGGGAUCUGUCUGUCAUUUCUGUUGCUCUUGUGAUUGGCAAGUACAGUAUCCUUUGGGAAGGCCAUCCCCCUCAGGACUGUCCUGGCUCCGACCCUCGUGUACACUGCAGACGCUGGUUCUGAGGAACUGUUGUUUCGGCCUCAGUGAGGUUGCCUGGAUGGGAUCGCUGUUUAGACUUGAGUGCAGAUCCCUCGUAGCACUGACCCAAGGUGUUCUGUUUGGUACUGUACCUGUCCAGUCACUGGUUCUCCUCAUGUCCUCUAGCCCCAUGAGGUUGUGUUGUGUCUUCUAAACUUUGUACUAGUGCUUCUUGCUGCCCGGAUACCAGACUUCAAACCAUGGUUGCCACCACCAGGACCUUUCCAAUUACUCCUUACAUGCGGUUUUUUUGGAAGAGCAGGGAAGAGGUAACAUUUCUGAGUGUGUGUACUAGGAGGGGUCCAUUCCCUUUGGAUUUUAUCUCACUUGAAAUUUUUUCUGCCAUUUUUAUUGAAAGGCCGGUUUUUGAUCCGUGUCAAGCUGACAAGAGACCAAUAUUUUUUAAAACUCUCCCAUGGAUUCGUCUUGGUAACUGCACAUAACUUAAUCAGAAUGAAAUGGAGAGAAUUGACAGGUGGUGAUUCUGUAAUUUGAUUUGAGUUCACCUGUGGGCAUCGUGUGUCAGUGGAAGGAAACCAGUCCUCAUUGCCUCACCAGAAAGUGCCCAGCCCUAAAUGUUUUCCUCUCUCGUAAGCCCUUGCUCCUUUUUACAUUGGCAGGGGCUAAACAGUGUCCGGUUCUCCCUUUCAUGCUGCAUGCUAACCAGUUCAUCAGACUGCAGAACCUACCCCCCGCCCCCCACUGUACCUGCCAGUCUCAUCUGGCACACCUGUAUUUUUGCAUUGAUUUUUUUUUUUUUUUUUUUUUUUUUGCCUAAACCUCCUUGGAGAAGUAGGAAAUGAGUGCACAUGACUUCCAGAUCUCCUCUAAGCCCAUGACUCAGCAAGGCAGAGUGCCACCCCCUCCCAGUGUUUGCUUCUCUGACAGUGCCUCGCCCUCCCUCUUGAACUGAAGUGCUCCUGCCCUUCCAAGAACUCCUCCUCCAUUUCCUUUUUGGGAUUUGCCACCAUUCCCCCUGUUCUCUGCUCUAUUUUUGGUUUCAAGCAAAGGAAGAAAUGCUCCCUCUAAUUUCUCUCCAGCCCAUUAUAACCUGCUAUCUUGGGGCAGCUUUUGAUGUAUGACAUGCCACCCUUCCCAACUUGGUCUCCUCCAACACUGCUGUCUUCGUGUGGAGCCCUUCCCACAAUCCCGACUCUGGUCAUUUGUGCCUUUCUCUUGUCAUCUGUGUACACUACUUAUACUCCCUGUGGGUUGGGGGGAGCUAAUUUUAAGCAUGUUCAGUGGCAGCUCCCUGCCAGUUUCAGUGUCACUGUUAAAGUUUAUCCAAAAGCAACUUCACUGGGGGUUUUCUUAAGGGGUAAAGGUCUUUUACCGAAGCUAACCCUUCCCCACAUGUGGUAGAAUGUGCUGUUCUAUAUCUACUCCUCAAUAAAGCAUGUUCUCUGCUCAA